AUGUUUUCAGUGCUUCUGGUGAAAGGAAGGAAUGGAAAGGAUUUGCUGAUGAUGGAAGGCUACACUUACUACCAGCAUAAAAUUUUAAGGGACGGCUUCCGAUGGAGUUGCACUCAGAUGGGUUCAAGGUCAUGCAGAGGAUUUCUACACGUGAACCACGAUAUGUUUGUACUCAGAGCCUUUACGGAACACACUCAUCCUCCACCUUGGAAGGCUCCUAAACACAGUAGGACUAAAGAUGUAAUGGAAUUCUACCUACGACCCAGCGGUAGGAUCAAUUUACGCCUCAACAACUUCACCUUCUACAAACACUUGAAGGCCAGGAGUAACGCUCACCGCUGGAGCUGCACCGCCUAUGGCUCCAAAUGGAAGUGCAAGGCCCACCUCAUAAUCACCGACCGCCUCGAAGUCUUAAAAGCCAACAUCUUCCACAGCCAUCCUCCAAGUCUAAAGAAAGAAAUGAAGGGUCCUGUACCGAAACUGAUGAAAAAGGAAGGAAAGCAAGAUACACAGAAUAAUACACAAUAUAUUACUCUGGUUCGUGGCUCCAAGCUCCUCCUCAUAAACGGGUUUACCUUCAACAAGAGUGGCUACAUACGCAAUCGAGGAUAUCGGUACACCUGUUCAUGGUACAAGAAGAACUGCAGGGCUUUCGCACAUAUAUCUCCGGAUGACGUCAUCCUUAAAGCUAAUUUAGAACAUAAUCAUUUACCCACACGAUAUGCUCAGGUUGAAGCUCAUUACAUAACUUUAGAGAAAGGAAACAGGCUGCUAAUGAUUAACGGUUACAGUUUCUCGAAGAACAGUAGGAUUGCUAAAGGCGGGAUUCGGUACGCCUGUUCCAGUCUACUGACCGAAAAAUGCAAAGCGUAUGCCCACAAAACCGGCGUGAAAAAACCACAGCGUUGUAUUUCGCCAUCUCAUUACAUAACGCUGCAGCGAGGUAGUAAGCUGUUAAUAUUCAACGGGCAUAGUUUCUCCACCCAUUAUACCAGCAAAACCGGUGUUAAGUACUAUUACUGUUCCUGUGCUAAUGCCAAGAAAUGCAGGGCGUACGUCCAUGUCAGCGCUGACGACGUCAUUAUUAAGUACGACAUCAAUCAUAUACAUGAACCUAUCAAGUAUUUGCAGUUGCGCAGCGGACGGUAUUGUAUACCACAGUUUGUGAAGACAUUACAAGGUGCUACACUUUUGCUUCUAGACGGGUUUACGUACAGUAAAAGAUGUCCCUUGGCCAAUGGGAGUAUUAGAUAUUCGUGUUCGAAAGCUUCGGCCGGUAUACCACAAUUCGUGAAGACAUUACAGGGUGCUACACUUUUGCUUCUUGACGGGUUUACGUACAGUAAAAAUUGGUGUAUGGCCAAUGGGUGCACUAGAUAUGUUUGCUCGAAGGCUUCAGCCGGGAACUGCAAGGCUCGCGUCUUCUUGAAUUUGGAUAAUCAAGUAUCUAGGUUCUUGAAGGGCCAUAAUCACGAACGUCCCAAGUAUAUUAUCACUCGAUCCGGACAUUAUAUCAAAGUGAAUUGA
This is a messenger RNA of Spodoptera exigua (beet armyworm), 1527 nucleotides long. Lineage: Eukaryota; Metazoa; Arthropoda; Insecta; Lepidoptera; Noctuidae. The record is from the annotation of a GenBank genome assembly.